GUCAGGCAGCGGUGGCGCGGGCCAGGCGGCGGCCGGGCGGGGCCUCCGCGGCUCGGGCAGGGGGCGUCUGCGCGUCCGCGCCCUCGGGCGGCGGCGUCGCCUGGGUCCCCGGAGUCGCCUGCGCGCCCAGGCGCAGGUUGAGACUUCUAAAGCACCCUUUCACAAUGGGCAAACCUACUUGCUAAUGGGACAUCAGCCAGCUCCUUCACCUCACCUAUAGUGACUUUUACAGAGUGGAGUGAACUGGUGACCCGGCCAUCAGGCCUCAUCAUCCACCCAUGGCACCUGUGGCAGGACACGAGGAACAGUGGCAGCCAUGCCUCCCCCUGCUGUGGCCACCCCUUACCCCCUGCGCUAGCGUGCAUGGUGUGGAGACCUGUGGGACCCCAGAAGACUGACUGACCUGCCUUCCUACCCUCAGUAACAAGCCCCACAAGAUGUCGCUUGAGUGGCUAAUGGCCUGGAGCUGGUCCCUGGACGGCUUGAGGGACUGCAUUGCCAGCGGCAUCCAGUCCGUGCGGGAUUGUGACACCAGCGCCGUGGUCACUGUGGCCUGCCUACUGGUCCUGUUUGUGUGGUACUGCUACCACGUGGGCAGAGAGCAGCCACGACCCUAUGUCUCUGUGAACUCGCUCAUGCAGGGUGCAGACGCCAAUGGGCUGCAGAACGGGUAUGUGUACUGCCAGUCCCCUGAGUGCGUGCGCUGCACGCACAGUGAGGGGCUCAACCAGAAACUCUACCACAACCUGCAGGAGUACGCCAAGCGCUACUCGUGGUCUGGCAUGGGCCGUAUCCACAAGGGCAUCCGCGAGCAGGGCCGCUACCUCAACAGCCGGCCUUCCAUCCAGAAGCCGGAGGUCUUCUUCCUGCCCGACCUCCCCACCACACCGUACUUCCCGCGGGAUGCACAGAAACAUGAUGUCGAGGUGCUGGAGCGGAACUUCCAGACCAUUCUGUGUGAAUUUGAGACCCUUUACAAAGCUUUCUCAAACUGCAGCCUCCCACAGGGCUGGAAAAUGAACAGCACCCCCAGCGGGGAGUGGUUCACCUUUUACUUGGUCAAUCAGGGCGUUUGCGUCCCCAGGAACUGCAGGAAGUGCCCACGGACGUACCGCUUGCUGGGAAGCCUUCGGACCUGUAUUGGGAACAAUGUUUUUGGGAAUGCGUGCAUCUCCGUGCUGAGCCCCGGGACUGUGAUAACUGAGCACUACGGGCCCACGAAUAUCCGCAUCCGGUGCCACUUAGGUCUGAAAACUCCAAGUGGCUGCGAGCUGGUGGUCGGGGGCGAGCCCCAGUGCUGGGCAGAAGGCCGUUGCCUCCUUUUUGAUGAUUCUUUCCUGCACACCGCAUCCCAUGGAGGUUUGGCGGAGGAUGGCCCACGGGUGGUCUUCAUGGUGGAUCUGUGGCAUCCCAACGUCGCAGCCGCUGAGCGGCAGGCUCUGGAUUUCAUCUUUGCCCCAGGACGAUGAGGAAAUUGCUUAUGUGGGAGCUGGUGAGGGGCGAGGAGCCCAGGUGGCCAUGGGAUGGUCCAGCCACGCCUGAGCUUGGAUUCCAUGCUCAGAAACCUGUCUCAGUGGGACCCUCUCCUUGGGAUUUCCUGUCAUAGGAUCCCUCUUCGCUUUGGUUACUGUAAAUGGAAAAUUUUCAGCUUGUAUUUCCUUUGAUUUUUUUCCCUUCCGAUCAUUAGCUCUUGAGAUUCCUUUCUGGCCUACCAGUGUGUCCCUUUGACUCUAUGAUCAGAGACUCGGUGCCCCGGUUGGUCUUGUUCCAUUGCGACUUGGUUUUUUUUUCAGUGUUCUGAAAUAGAGUAACCAAACAGUUCCCUGUCUGAAUGUCAUCAUGUAAACUUCUUGUGGUCAUCUUCAAAGAAAAACACAGGCUGGAGAGCUGGAGAGCUGGAGAGCUUCACUUCUGAUCCUGGCAUCUAGGAGGCCUUCACUACCCCAGGCAGGGACCAUCCAUAGUCCAUGUACGUGGCCAGUGGGGGAGGUGCUGCUGGACAAUUUCAGAGGUGUUCCAGGAUGGGCCCUGGGGAGGCUGUCACCAUUGUUGUCUCGCUCCAGACUAUUAGGUCCCAGCUUGCAAGAAUGCAGGGCUGGGGUGACCAGAGGCCUUUCUGUAAAUGUGCUUUCUAGCUAAGCUGAGGCCUGUGUCCUCAAGGGUCAGGUUGGGGCUCCCCCAAGUUGGCUAUAGAUGGGAUCCAUUUACCUCACCUCACUGCCUACAGAGCCAACUGCCACACUGGGCCCUGAUGCCUGCUGUUCUAGCUGCUUUAAGUCCACAGAGGUGGAGGUUAGAGCACCGAGUGGUGGGGGCUGUGCUGGGCUAGGGCCUCAUGAUUGCCUAGUGAUGUUCCAGAAACACUUUUCCAUGGCAAACUGGAGUCCUGGGUCUGACCACCAUAUCUGACUUGCUUUGCAGUUCUGUCGCCUGAUUUUCACUUACCUGUCUAUAGGUAAAUGCUCAGACCUUAGACUUGGAGACAGUGGAAGGGCCAGUCUGGGUCUUCCUCAUUGCAGAAGGGUAUGUACUUAGUGAGAGUAACCCAGACCAGUGUGUGUAAGGAGCCCUGGUUCCUGUGCUGGCGCUUUGAUCUCUUAUGAAGGACACUCAGAUCUUAUCCCAAAGGGAAGGGCCCCCAGAGGCCAGUUUGGGGCCCUGUGUCAAGGAAGCUGCCUCUUGUUUGUUGACAUGAGUGUUGUUUCCCAGCCACAUUAGUGAUGCCUUUUGGAACAGUGUCCAGCCUCAGCUGUAACAAGCCUAGGCAUGGAUGGAGCUUACAGCUGUCACAUGCACUGGGCUGGUGUUUCCACCCACAUCUGCUGGGAAAGGCAGCUGUCAGAAGGAAACACCAUCCAAAAUAUGCUAGGUUGUUAUUGGCCUGUGCACAAAGAGAUCACAUCUGAUUGAGUUUUAAAAUGUCUGUGCAGAUAUGUUCCAGUAACCAGAAGACAGAAAAUGGCAGAAAUUUCAAACACACCUGAAGUCUUUGUGCUCAUUAAGUCUCUUGUUAACAGAACCACUCAGGUGCAUGACUUCUACACAUAGCGACCGUUCUGCUCCAUGUUUACAAAGCCAACACCCCAUUCCCCCCAACCCCUUGGGACCUGGCUGCCACACUGAAGUGGCGCGAUUGGGGAGCAGAAGAUAAAUAAAAGAUCUUGCUGAAAACCA
This is a messenger RNA of Cavia porcellus (domestic guinea pig), 3174 nucleotides long. It is a transcript of the gene Asphd2, whose product is annotated as aspartate beta-hydroxylase domain containing 2. NCBI's taxonomy places the organism in Eukaryota, Metazoa, Chordata, Mammalia, Rodentia, Caviidae. Bases 438 to 1469 code for a protein of 343 amino acids. The record is from RefSeq and is a predicted model, not a curated record. Gene Ontology annotation, cellular component: membrane. The transcript has 4 exons.